GUUUUUAUAUCAGCGUGCCGGGAAGCGAACGAGCAAUUUCUGGGAAAUGCGACGGAGGAGUCGGUGUUCACAUGGCAGGUGAACAGCUCGGAUCUGGAUUCUUUAAUGCAAAAUGGAAAAUGUGGUGAUGGCAGUGCUAAUACAACAAGUUUCCUAGUGCGUCUUCACUGCUGGACUGAACAGGCCUCCGGCGUACUUUUUUUCCAGCGUGACAGAAGAGACAAAGGAAACCUACACAGCAGCAAGCACUUUAAAAACGAGCCACAAUUAAUGUUCAGAACCAGCCUGAGUUUGAGCGACGGUGAAACACGUACAUUUGGCGCUGCCGUACCAAAUGUUAAUCGUGGCUUGCAAAUCCUGCUCAAUGUUACGUAA
This is a messenger RNA of Gongylonema pulchrum, 375 nucleotides long. The record is from the annotation of a GenBank genome assembly. NCBI's taxonomy places the organism in Eukaryota, Metazoa, Nematoda, Chromadorea, Rhabditida, Gongylonematidae.